Physella acuta is the source of this 2388-nucleotide messenger RNA. Its product is annotated as sodium- and chloride-dependent GABA transporter 1-like. Lineage: Eukaryota; Metazoa; Mollusca; Gastropoda; Physidae. Gene Ontology annotation, cellular component: neuron projection; plasma membrane. Gene Ontology annotation, biological process: amino acid transport; nitrogen compound transport; sodium ion transmembrane transport. Gene Ontology annotation, molecular function: gamma-aminobutyric acid:sodium:chloride symporter activity. The record is from RefSeq and is a predicted model, not a curated record.
UACAUUAAACAUUGACUAAAAAUUUCAAGGAAACAUCCCUGUAUUUAGCCCGGCUGACUCCUCCCCCCAGUCGUUACCAUGACGACGACAACAACCAACAAGCCCACCAGCGAGUACAUAGAGAUGGGUCAGGGCGUGCCCUCGUCCCAGGAGAACGCCACCCACGGGCGGGUGAUGGAGAGCAAGCUGGACGACGUCCCGGAGAGGGAGCUGUGGACGGGGAAAGUGGAGUUUGUCCUGGCCUGCGUGGGCCAGUGUAUCGGCCUGGGAAACGUCUGGAGGUUCCCUUACCUGUGCUACAAGAACGGUGGAGGAGCUUUCCUCAUACCAUUCAUCGCCACCAUUAUCUUCGCGGGUAUCCCGAUGUAUUUCAUGGAGCUAGCACUGGGACAGUGGCUCAGUGUUGGUGGUCUGGGAAUAUGGAAGAUUGCUCCAAUUUUUAAAGGUGUCGGCUACGCCUCAGCGGUGAUGGCGUUCUGGUUAAACACCUACUACAUCGUCAUCCUGGCCUGGACUAUAUUCUACUUGGUCCACUCCUUCACCGCCGUGCUGCCCUGGGGCAACUGCGACAACGCCUGGAACACAAAGAAGUGCAUGAGUGUGUACCAAAGGGACAAGAUACCUUUCAACUGUACCACAGGGACGUCGUGGUUCGCCGUCAAUGUCACGAACGAGAUGAACUCUUCAACCAUACCGAAAAUGUACCCCGGGGCCAACUGCACACAGGACUACGACGCGUACAGCUUUGUCUCACCUGUCGAGGAGUUUUGGAGGAUUAAGGCGCUAAAGAUAACCAACGGCAUCAACGAGCCGGGAAACCUACAGUGGGAACUCUCUCUGUGUCUGCUGGCUAUCUGGGUCAUGUGCUAUUUUUGUAUCUGGAAAGGGGUUAAGUGGACAGGAAAGGUGGUGUAUGUGACAGCACUGUUUCCCUAUGUUCUACUCACCAUACUCCUCAUCCGGGGCCUGACUCUACCAGGAGCGGGGGCGGGCAUCAGUUUCUACAUCACCCCCAACAUGCAGAAACUGGCUCAGUCAACGGUCUGGGUUGACGCGGCCUCACAGAUCCUCUUCUCCUACGGCGUUGGUCUGGGCACGUGCACAGCCCUGGGGAGCUACAACAAGUACCACAACAACGUUUACAAAGAUGCUGUGUUGAUAUCCUGCCUGAACAGCAGUACAAGUGUCUUCGCCGGGUUCGUCAUCUUCUCGGUCAUUGGCUUCAUGGCACACGAGCAACAGCGUGACGUCAAACUGGUCGCAGACUCAGGCCCGGGACUAGCGUUUCUCGCCUACCCUAGUGCAGUCACUCAGCUGCCCAUCUCACCGCUGUGGGCCAUUUUGUUUUUUCUGAUGCUCCUCAUGUUGGGGAUGGACAGUCAGUUCUGCACUAUGGAAGGGUUUUUUACCGCCCUUAUUGACGAGUUCCCGCGUCCACUGAGGCGGCACAGAGAAAUCUUCAUUGCUAUAGUGUGUCUCAUCUCAUACUUGAUAGGGCUCUCCAUGGUGACGGAGGGUGGAAUGUACGUGUUCCAGAUCUUUGACUUCUACUCGGCUAGUGGCAUUACAGUACUGUUGCUCAUUUUCUUCGAGUGUAUCGCUAUAUCGUGGUCUUAUGGUGUGAACAGGUUUUACGAUGACCUGCGGGACAUGUUCGGCUUCUACCCCUGUUUCUUCUGGAAGAUAUGUUGGUGUGUCACCACCCCCGCCAUAUGUCUGGGCGUGGUGCUGUUCAGCGUCUUCACCUUCCAUCCAGUCACCUACUCUGGGUACCACUUCCCCACCUGGGCCCACUCGGUGGGCGGGGUCGUGGGUGCCUCCUCCGUUAUAUGUAUCCCAGCGUACAUGGUCUUCAAGUUCUUCAGCACCAGCGGCACCUACAGACAUAGAGUAAAAAUCCUGUUCCGACCCGACACGUCAUUCAGCAGGGGUGCGGACCCCCCACCCUACUCAACAAUACCCAGGACCCUGGGAGACGGGGUCGUUAAGUUGUAAAGUUUGUUGAGAAAAAAAUGUAUGGUUUGUUGAAAAAGUUGUGAAUUUUGUGAAAACGUUAGAAAGUCUGAUAAAAAGUUUGUAAAAUUUGUAUCAAGCCAUGAAGUAAUUCGAUAUCAAGUUUGUAACAUGUUAAAAAGCAAUUAGAUGUCAAGUUUGUAUCUAAAGAUAGAGUUAAGUACUUUGUGAGGCUGAGGCAUUUUAUGCGUGAAAUAUUAUUACGUUAAAGAUAAUUAAUUGGUUGUGUUGUGUUCACCAAUUUUGUGCAGCGUUUCUUAAAGGCCUGGGGAUUGUCAGGUGAUAAGUUGGUGGUCAUUGGAUUAGCUGUGGUCAGUGGAUAAUCUUGUGGUCAUUGGAUUGAAUGGUGAUUAUUGGAUAAGCUGGUGGUGAGUG